Ctenocephalides felis (cat flea) is the source of this 2674-nucleotide messenger RNA. Its product is annotated as laminin subunit gamma-1-like. Lineage: Eukaryota; Metazoa; Arthropoda; Insecta; Siphonaptera; Pulicidae. The transcript has 13 exons. The coding region runs from base 11 to 2674 and encodes 887 amino acids. The record is from RefSeq and is a predicted model, not a curated record.
AUGUGUGAAUAUGAUACGAUUAAUAUUGUUCUUAUCUAUAGGGAUUACUCUUGAAUUUGGUCAAAUAUCAUGUCAAAGCAGCGAAGAACUGGCUUUUCAACUAUGUCCAAACGGACAAUACAGUAUGUCUACCGGAGUGAAUCUGCUCGCAGUUUGUGUCCCUUGUCCAUGUCCAAAUAACUCUAAUUGCUUGCAACUACCAGAUGAGACAAUAACAUGUCUAAAUUGCCCAAAAGGGUAUGCAGGUCAACUAUGCGACAAAUGCGAUUCUGGUUAUUUUGAUAAUUCUGCUCAAGAAUUGUCGGAAUUUAGUGUCAAUUGCGUACCUUGUAAUUGCAAUGGUAAUGCAGACAUUAGUGAUGCUGGAAGUUGUGAUAGGCAAACAGGUGUCUGCCAUAAAUGUCUAAACAACACUACUGGUGACCAUUGCGAGAGUUGUGCGCCUGGAUUUUAUGGAAAUGCUCUACAAAGAGAUUGUAAACCUUGCUCUUGUAAUUUAUGGGGCAGUCUGAAACCACCAAAAUUAACUAGUCCAAUACAAUGCGAUAGGGUCACUGGUGAUUGUUUAUGCGUACCCCAUGCCAAGGGUAAACUUUGCGACGAAUGCGAGGCGACAAUGGGUGCAAAAAUUGAUUGUGAUCCAAUUGGAAGUAUAGGUGAAAAUUGUUCUGCUGAAACUGGGCAAUGCAAAUGCAGACCUGGAGUUUCGGGCCAAAAAUGCGAUGUUUGUGCUCCGUUACACUAUGGAUUUUCAUCUACUGGCUGUACUGAAUGCAAUUGCCAUAAAUAUGGAUCCAAGAGUACGCAGUGUGAUGAAUAUGGACGUUGUCCUUGCCAUGACCAGGUUGAAGGAAAAACUUGUGAUAAAUGUAUUGGCAAAAAACUAGGAAUUCGCAAAGGCUGUUUCGACUGCCCGCGAUGUUAUGACUUUGUGGAAGCAGAAUUUACAGACUACAAGCAAUUGAUCGAUCAGAAAGAACAGGAUCUGAUUGAUAUAUCUGCGGAUAAUAGUACCGAUACUGAUUUCGACAUUGAGUUCGAAGAUUUAAAACAAACCGUUGAUGAUCUUAAACAAGAUACUUUUAGUUCAAUAAGCGAUAUCAACAACAAAAAUACGAAUCUUACUGAACUAGCAGCCUCCAUACAAGCAGAAUUUUUAGAUUCUUUGCCAAAAUAUAUUGAUGACCUAAAUGACAUAGCUCGAGACUCGCAGGACCUUAUUAAUAUGCUCGAAAACGAGUUGCUCAGAGCAAAAGAUAGCAUUUCACAAGCUGAACCUGAAGUCGAGGCUGCUUUGACCUAUAUAAAAACUGAAGGUAAAAAAGCACUAGAAGAUGCAGAAAAGUUUUCUGAAACAGUUAAUUCAUCUAAGGAUCUGGAAAAUAUAGCAAAAGAAGCCAAAGAUCUAGCAACUGAGCUAGAAAACAAUGUUAACACAAUUACAGAUUUAGCAACACAAGUUAAAAAUAUUUCCGAUCAACUUUUAUCCAAAGAGCCUGAAUUAAAUGAAUUAUUCCCUAAUGAAACUGACUCCUGGCUAGAGUACUUGCAGAAUAGAACCGAAUCGUCAAAAAAUAACAUGCAAGAGUUACUCGAACUUGUUGAUGAUACGAAGCAACUUUUAUUGGAUACCAAAAAUGAUUAUAUCGAAAUAAUACAAGAUAUAAAUAAUGCAACUGUUCCUGAAAUUAAUAUUCCCGAAUUAGGUAACCGCAUAGAAGCUAUGAAUGGAGUGUCUAAUCGGAUCAUAAGAGAAGCAGAUGAUUUUUUAAAUGGACCACAUUUAUAUCAAAAAAUUAAAAAAGAAUUAGAAACAAAUUCUAAUGUUAUGGAAUCUUGGAGUGAAUUGGUGAAAGAAUGGAAUGCAAUGUUGGAGAGCGUUAAUAAUUAUAACAAUAUGGCAAAGGAAGCGAUAAAGAUGGCAAAUGAUGUGUUAGAAAAUGCUAAGAAAACACUGGAAGAAGUAUCGGAGAACAACAACUUGAAAAAAGUGAAAGAAGCCGCUAAAGAUGCACUUAAUGAAAGACAACAAAUAAAAAGUGAUAUGAAUGAAAUAUCAAUUGAAAUUAAUACUUUUGGGGAAAAAGUGUCUGAAAUAAAAAACAACAUAGGAUACUUGAAUAUAUCCGUGAUUAAUGGAGAGAUUCAGGAUUCUAAGCAGCAAGUAAAAUCCACACAAGAUGAUGUGGAAAAUAUCCAAGAAAAUUUAAAUUCUACAGAAGAUACUCUUCAAAAUUUAGAUGAUUAUCUAAAACUAACUGAAGACCGAUUUGUGAAAGAAAAUGAUGUAUAUAAAAAAGAUGAAGCUUUACUAAAAGAAUCCAGUAAAAACCAAAAUAAAUUGCAUUCUGAUAUGGAGUCAUUCGCAGCAACUUUAAAUGAAAGACUAUUAGAACUCGAUGAUAUAAGAAAACAUUUAAAUAACACGAUAGAAAUUGAUGAACAAACUCUCAACAAAUUAGAAAGAAGAAUUAAGCUGCUAGAGAAACAAUUGAAAGAUGAUGAUAUUUCUGGUCAGAUAUCAAAACUCCAAAAUAUACAAGUAAAACAAACUUAUUUAAUUUCGAUGAAAGAAGAUGAAUUAAAAUUUUUGGAAAACGAAGUAGAAAAUGUAAAAUACAUUGCUGCAGCACUGCCAGAGGCAUGUUAUAAGCCAACCGAUUUGCAAAGAUAA